AUGACUGAAUAUUUGGGGAAAGCUCAGAGUCUACUUCAUGAUCUUAAUGAACUUCUGCCUCUCACUGGUGAUGUUACUAAGGAACAGGAACAACGUAAUACACUUUUUAUGUUGUUCAUUUUAUAUGGUUUGCCUGACCGUUUAUCUGCCAAUCGGGAUCAAAUUUUGGGAUCUGCUACAGUUCCUACACUGGAUUCCGUGAUGUCUACCUUGCUUAGAAUUCCCUUUAAGCCCUCUACGUCAUCAGCACCUCCUAUGAUGCCUAUACCCCCAGUGGAUUCUGUUGACUCUUCCGCUCUUGCUGCUCAAGGGUAUGGUCGUGGACGUCGAUUCUCUAAAGGAAAGCUAUUAUGCACUCAUUGUCAUCAGACCAAUCAUACUGUUGACCGCUGUUGGAAGCUUUAUGGAAGGCCACAUCCACCUCCUCUGAAUGCUCAUGUUGCUCAGGCUUUCUCUAGUACCUCGGCUUCAGAGUUACCUUCCAGUGCACAACCUCCAGCUGCUCUUCUGAACGAAUUUUCAUCCUUCCCAGGUGACCUUCUUUACCUUCCGUCUUUACCUGUUCAUGUUUCUGACUCUCCUUCUAUCACCUCCUCUGCUGAUGAGAACGAGCAUAGUUCGUCAGAUGUAUCUGUGGACUCGCAUUCAACUGCAUCUCCUCCCACGACUUCGGUCCCACCUGCGGAUAAUGACCUUCCCAUUGCUCUUCGUAAGGUCGUCUCUCAAAAUCUUGAGUUCUCUUUCUCUGUGCCCGCACACAUAGUCGCUUCAAAACUUGGAUUUUCUUGUCCAACGCUUGCUCAAGUUGUUGCUUCAAAUCCUGGAUCUGCCUUCCGAUCUCUUAAUUUUCUAUAUCUCGCGGGUCAAUCUGACGCAGUUGUCUAUAUUCUUCAGGAACGAAUCCACGUUCCUUACCCUUGUGACUCCGCCGCCGUCGACCUUCACGAUUCUGUUCAGCCAUUGGUUGAAGGUUUUCUUGACUUUGAUGAAGUUGCUAGAUUAAGGGAGAAUAAGAAGAAGGAUGUAAAUACAAUUUUCUUCCUUCUUAAGAGGACAUAUUUCCAAGGAUCAUGGGUGCAACUUUAUCUAAGAAAGCAUAACAGGUCUUGCAAAAGCAAUAUCAAGGCGACAACAAGAUUUAUAUGGACACUUUUCUUAUCACAUAAGCAUGAGUACAAAUCUUUUAAGAAGUUAGCAAAACAUAUCGUGAAUAAGAAAAAUAUGAAAAUUGUUCAUAUUAGAAGUGAUCAUGGUGGUGAGUUUGAAAAGUUUUGUGAUAAGCAUGGCAUAGGCCAUAAUUUCUCUUCUCCUAGAACACCUCAACAAAAUGGAGUUUUUAAGAGGAAGAAUAGAGUUUUAGAAGAACUUGCUAGAACUAUGAUUAGUGAAAGCAAUCUUCCUAAGUACUUUUGGGCUGAUGCAUCUUGUGAUGAUGAUAUUGUAGAUACUUUGGAUGACUUGUCUUUGGAAGAUAAGAAUGCUAACAACAAGGAAAAGGAAAAUAUUGAUGAUCAAAGGAAUCAACAAAGUAAGCAACAAUAG
This is a messenger RNA of Gastrolobium bilobum, 1542 nucleotides long. RefSeq lists its product as uncharacterized. The record is from RefSeq and is a predicted model, not a curated record. Gene Ontology annotation, molecular function: nucleic acid binding. NCBI's taxonomy places the organism in Eukaryota, Viridiplantae, Streptophyta, Magnoliopsida, Fabales, Fabaceae. The transcript is spliced from 6 exons. Gene Ontology annotation, biological process: DNA integration. Bases 1 to 1542 code for a protein of 513 amino acids.